AUGUUUUUCUCGGAUGAAGCUGACGCCCCGACGGAUCGCACGAUCUACAUCAACGAUCCCGUCAAGAACCAGCUCUCCAAGUUUCUCCACAACGGCGUCACCACGGCAAAGUACAACUACUUUACGUUCCUGCCCCGUUUCCUAUAUGAGCAGUUCUCCAAGUAUGCCAACCUGUUCUUUUUGUUCACGGCGUGCAUUCAGCAAAUUGGCGACCUAUCCCCAACCAACCGAUGGGGCACCGUCAUUCCUCUCAGCAUUGUCGUGUGUGUGUCGGCCCUGAAGGAAAUCGUCGAGGACCGCAAGCGCCAUCAGCAGGACAACGAGCUCAAUACCCGCUUCGUCAAGGUGCUCCGUGGCGAUGCCUUUGAGGAGAAGAUGUGGCGUGACGUCGUCGUCGGCGACAUUGUACGCAUCGAGAACGGUCAGUCCUUCCCGGCCGAUCUCAUCCUUCUCAGCAGCUCCGAGCCCGAUGCGCUGUGCUAUAUCGAGACCAGCAACCUGGAUGGCGAAACCAACCUCAAGAUCCGCCAGGGGUUGCCCGAGACAGCCGAGCUGCUCUCGCCCGAGGAGGUCUCUCGGCUCACCGGCGUAAUCAAGUCGGAGCUCCCCAACAGCAGCCUGUACACUUAUGAAGGCACCCUGCGUUUGGAGCACAAGGAGGUUCCUCUGGAGCCGAUCCAGCUGCUUCUUCGCGGCGCUAUGCUUCGCAACACCCGCUGGGUCUAUGCCGUCGUCAUCUUCACAGGCCACGAGACCAAGCUCAUGCGCAACGCCACCGCCACCCCAAUCAAGAGCACCAAGGUGGAGCGCUUCGUCAACCGCCAGAUCAUUUUCCUGUUUAUCAUACUGCUGCUGAUGGCCAUCGUCUGCUCGGCUGGAAACCUUGUUCGCGCGCUCGACGGAAGGUUCAACCGCUACAUCCUCUACCAGCAAACGGACACUCAAACCAUCUGGGCCAACUUUGGCGCAAACAUCCUGACUUUCAUCAUCCUGUUUAACAACCUCAUCCCCCUCAGCUUGAUUGUCACCAUGGAGUUUGUCAAGUUCUCCUUGGGCACAUUGAUCAACUCGGACAUGGAUCUCUACCAUGAGGAGACCGAUACCGCAGCAACGGCGCGAACGUCUUCGCUCGUCGAAGAGCUUGGCCAGAUUGACUACAUAUUCUCCGACAAGACCGGCACCCUCACCUGCAAUGUCAUGGAGUAUCGCAUGUGCUCCAUCGGUGGCAUCGCCUAUGCCGAGAUUGUCCCAGAGGAUAAGAAAGCGCGCAUCGAUGAAAGUGGCAAAGAAGUGGGAUAUUACGACUUCCAUAGGCUUCAGUACAACCUCAAGGGCGGACAUCCAACCGGCUCUGUGAUCCGCGAGUUCCUGACAUUGCUUGCCGUGUGUCACACCGUCAUUCCCGAGAUUCCGGAAGACGACCCCAGCACCAUCAUUUACCAGGCCUCGUCUCCGGACGAGGGUGCGCUGGUCAAGGGAGCACAGAUGCUUGGAUUCAAAUUUACGACUCGGCGCCCCAAGUCCGUGACGAUCGCCGUCGAAGGACAAGACCUGGAAUAUGAGGUGCUCAACAUUUGCGAGUUCAACUCCACCCGCAAGCGCAUGUCGGCCAUCGUGCGUGCUCCCAGUGGCGAGCUCAAGCUGUACAUCAAGGGCGCCGAUACCGUGAUUCUCGAGCGACUCGCCCCAGACAACAAUCCAUACGUGAAUAUCACUUGUGCCCAUCUCGAAGACUAUGCUACCGAGGGCCUGCGAACGCUCUGUAUCGCUUACCGCGACAUCUCCGAGGAGGAGUAUACCGAGUGGUCUGAGAUCUACAACAAAGCGGCAACGACCAUCAACAAUCGCGGCGAGCAGCUCGACCGGGCGGCUGAGCUCAUCGAGAAGGACCUUAUCCUGCUGGGCGCCACUGCGAUCGAGGACAAGCUUCAGGACGGCGUGCCUGAUACUAUCCACACGCUCAUGAGUGCCGGCAUCAAGGUCUGGGUGCUGACGGGCGAUCGUCAGGAAACAGCCAUCAACAUUGCAUACUCGUGCAAACUGAUCACGGACGAAAUGGGCCUCAUCAUCUGCAACGAGACGACCCACUUUGAGACCAAGGAGUUCCUCGAGGAGAAGCUGCAGACCGUCAAGGAUGGGCUCAGUGGUGCAGCAAUCAAGAAAACUCAGAAGAAAUCGUGGUGGGGCAAGCCAAAGUUUCAUAUUGACAAGGACGCCGACACCGAUGCUGAGCCACUCGCACUCGUCAUCGAUGGACGGACUCUUGAGUUUGCUCUCGAGAAAGACAUCUCGUUCAUCUUUCUGGAGCUCGCAACAAUGUGUAAGGCGGUUGUAUGCUGCCGCGUCUCCCCCCUCCAGAAGGCCCUGGUCGUCAAGCUCGUCAAGAAAAACGUCCAGGGCAGCGUCACGCUCGCGAUCGGCGACGGCGCCAAUGACGUGAGCAUGAUCCAGGCGGCCCAUGUCGGCAUCGGCAUCAGCGGCAUGGAGGGACUCCAGGCGGCACGCGCUGCCGAUUUUGCCAUUGCCCAGUUCCGGUUCCUGCGCAAGCUGCUGCUCGUGCACGGCGGAUGGGCUUACUCGAGGCUGAGCAAGCUGAUUCUGUACAGCUUUUACAAGAACAUUACGCUGUAUCUCAUCCAGCUCUGGUUCGCCUUUGACAACGGCUUCUCCGGACAGACUCUAUUCGAGUCUUGGACCCAGUCGGCCUACAAUGUAGCCUUUGCAGUCUUUCAGCCGGUCGCCAUCGGCAUCUUUGACCAGUACGUCAACUCGCGGAUGCUCAACAUGUACCCUCAGAUGUACAAGAUUGGGCAGCGAUCCGAGUUCUACAACUACAGGACGUUCUGGUCGUGGAUUGCCAACUCCUUCUUCCACGCCCUCGUGAUGUACUGGUGCUUCUCGCAGAUUUACGGCGAGGGAACCAUGCUGGCCGAUGGUCGCGUUGGCAACCAGUGGCUCCUCGGGCAGAUGGUCUACACCAGCGACGUCAUCACGAUCUCGCUCAAGGCGGCGAUGGUGGCCGAUACCUGGGUCAAGUUCACUUGGGCGGCCGUGUACGGCUCGCUGGUGCUCUGGUUCAUCCUAUUCCCGAUCUAUGUCGCCGUGGCCCCAUCGAUCGGACUGUCAACGGAGCUGUACGGCCUCAACCCGCCCAUGUUCGAGAGCGCGGGAUUCUGGUUUGGCAUCCUCCUGAUCCCUGUGAUCGCCAACUUCCGCGACUUUACUUGGAAAUUCUUCAAGCGCAACUACCUCUGCAAGUCGUACCAUAUUGUCCAGGAGAUCCAAAAGUUCAACAUCCCAGACUAUCGCCCUCGCAUGGAAUGGUUCAGGAAGGCUGUUCACAAGGUCCGCAUGGUCCAACGCAUGAAACGAACGCGAGGCUUUGCCUUCUCGCAGAGCGACAGCGGCCAGGCCAACCUGAUCCGGGUCUACGACACAACCCGCAGAAAGCCCAAAGGAUGAGCUCGAUGGGCCCGGCUUGGGCUGCGAGCAAGCCUUGCGUCUCGGCAGCAGAUACAGGCUCCUCUCUUUCUCCUCCGAACACCACGCUCUUCUAUCACGGUAUUCACUCUCGCCUACCUUUCUUCUUCCUCUCAACUCACACCCCUCCUUUCUUAUUCUCCAAUCUCUAUUUCUAUCCAUUUCUCUCUAUUUCUCUCUUUCCUCAUUUGCGGAGCAGGCUCUUGCAGUCUCGAUCGUUGGGCUGCAAAGCGCCAUCCGCGGCAUCAAAAACGGGACAUGCUCGCUG
Messenger RNA from Polychytrium aggregatum, 3748 nucleotides. RefSeq lists its product as uncharacterized. Gene Ontology annotation, biological process: intracellular protein transport; phospholipid translocation; endocytic recycling. The record is from RefSeq and is a predicted model, not a curated record. Gene Ontology annotation, cellular component: plasma membrane. The coding region runs from base 1 to 3462 and encodes 1153 amino acids. Gene Ontology annotation, molecular function: ATP binding; magnesium ion binding; ATPase-coupled intramembrane lipid carrier activity. The transcript is spliced from 10 exons. NCBI's taxonomy places the organism in Eukaryota, Fungi, Chytridiomycota, Chytridiomycetes, Polychytriales.